AUGUGACAUAAAGUUCUGGGUUCCUGGUUCCAUGAGAAAUCCAGGAGGAUGAAGAGGAAGAUGGUGAGUGCUUCCUGCCAUAAAUGUGGAAGGAAAGGGAAGUGCUGGAGUUACAGGUCAGCAUGUAAGAAAUACAACCUCCACGUGGAGUGUGUACUGGAGAUGUCGGUGGAGAAUUGGCAUGAGUAUUUCGGACGUGGCAAUGGUAGUAGUUGGGAGCUGGAGACAAGAAUUCCUAGCUUGAACAAUACUGCUCUUCAGACUCAUCAUCAGAAGGGCAAGUGGAAGAAGGUGAAAAAGUGGUGUAAGUUGGCCAGAGUUGCGGUGCAGAUCGUGAUAUCGACGGUGCUCGGCGAUCCCACCAGUCUAUUUGCUGGGGUUAUUGGUAGUUUGUCAAGCCAUCCCCAACACAAGCUCAAGUUCGAGUACUCAGAAUUUCCGCUCAAGUGUGACGGCUGCAAGGAAGUUGGCAUCGGUUCCAGCUACAGAUGCGCCGCCUUCUGCGAUUUCGACCUCCACAUGCACUGCGCCAUACCCUCUCCAUCCAUCUGCCAUGCAUUCUAUUCGAAAUGUUCAUUUAAGUUCCUUCCCCUGCCGCCUGGUGACAUGGCAAGAUAUUGCAACGCCUGCGAGAAGGACGUCACCGGCUUUGUCUAUCACUGCGAGGGCUGUGGAUUUGAUCUCCAUCCCUGCUGCGCCAAGCUGCCUAUGGUCCUCGACGAUGGAGAGGGAGGAGCUGGAGUCGCGUGUGUACGGGAGAUGUUGGUGGAGAAUUGGCAUGAGUUGUAUUUCGAACGUGGCAACGGUAGUAGUAGGAAGCUGGAGACAAGAAUUCCUAGCUUGAAGAAUACUCUUCAGACUCCUCAUCAGAUGGGCAAGGGGAAGAAGGUGAAAAAGUUCUGUAAGAUGGUCAGAUUAGCGUUGCAGUUUGUGAUAUCAGUGGUGCUCGGCGAUCCCACGGUUUUCAUUGCUGGGGUUAUUGGUAGUUUGAUGUCAACAUAAAUCAAGGUUGAUGAGAUUGUGAAUCAUGUCAAAAUUUUCACAAACACUGUAAAGAUUCACUCCAUGUACAUAAAUAAUUAGUUUUACAUAAAUAGAUAAUAAACAUUCCAUAAUCCA
Molecule: messenger RNA, 1119 nt
Organism: Rubroshorea leprosula
Lineage: Eukaryota; Viridiplantae; Streptophyta; Magnoliopsida; Malvales; Dipterocarpaceae
Source: the annotation of a GenBank genome assembly